GGCGUGCGCCGCGGUCAGCUGACUGCUCCGGCUGGCACGUGACUCGCUCUGGGCGCAGGGGUCGAGGAAGCCGAGAGGCCGGAGCUUAGGUCCGGGAGGGAUGGCGCGCUGAGCGGUUAACGUCUACCAGGCUUCCUGCCUCCGCACCCGCCGCCGCCGCCGCCGCCGCCUCCUGAGACACCUUCCCGGCUUCUCCCUUGCUUGCCAAAGAGGUAACAAACAUGACUGAGUUCUGGCUCAUAUCUGCUCCUGGGGAGAAAACCUGUCAGCAAACAUGGGAGAAACUACAUGCAGCGACCACCAAGAACAAUAAUCUUGCAGUCUCUUCCAAGUUCAACAUUCCUGACUUAAAGGUUGGCACGUUGGAUGUCUUGGUUGGCUUGUCGGAUGAACUGGCUAAACUGGAUGCAUUUGUAGAAGGUGUGGUUAAGAAAGUGGCUCAGUACAUGGCUGAUGUGCUGGAGGACAGUAAAGAUAAAGUUCAGGAGAACUUGCUGGCCAGUGGAGUUGACUUGGUUACUUACAUAACAAGGUUCCAGUGGGAUAUGGCUAAAUAUCCAAUCAAGCAGUCUCUGAAAAAUAUUUCUGAAAUAAUUGCCAAGGGAGUGACUCAGAUCGAUAAUGACCUAAAGUCUCGGGCGUCUGCAUACAAUAACCUGAAAGGGAAUCUUCAGAAUUUAGAACGAAAGAACGCGGGAAGUUUGCUGACUCGUAGCCUGGCGGAAAUCGUGAAGAAGGAUGACUUUGUUCUUGAUUCGGAGUAUCUUGUCACAUUACUGGUGGUAGUUCCCAAGUUGAACCACAAUGACUGGAUUAAGCAGUAUGAAACGCUCGCAGAAAUGGUAGUACCAAGGUCAAGCAAUGUUCUUUCAGAAGACCAAGACAGUUAUCUUUGUAACGUCACCUUGUUUAGAAAAGCAGUUGAUGAUUUCAGACACAAAGCCAGAGAAAACAAGUUCAUAGUUCGUGACUUCCAGUAUAACGAGGAGGAGAUGAAAGCAGAUAAAGAAGAAAUGACCAGGCUGUCUACUGACAAGAAGAAGCAGUUUGGACCACUUGUGCGGUGGCUUAAGGUGAAUUUCAGUGAGGCAUUUAUUGCGUGGAUUCAUAUAAAAGCAUUACGGGUUUUUGUGGAGUCUGUUUUAAGGUAUGGCUUGCCGGUGAACUUCCAAGCAAUGCUCCUUCAGCCGAAUAAGAAGUCAGUGAAGAAGCUAAGAGAAGUGCUGCACGAGUUGUACAAGCAUCUCGACAGCAGUGCGGCUGCCAUCAUUGACGCUCCCAUGGACAUCCCUGGCCUAACCCUGAGUCAGCAGGAAUACUACCCCUAUGUGUAUUACAAGAUUGAGUGCAACUUGCUGGAAUUCAAGUAAAAUGAGCUCCCCCAGUCAAUCCUGGCCUUGUGUUGGUGUGUGCUCACACAAGUAACUCUCAUAACUCUCAUGCCCUCUGCUUGCUCCUUCCCCUUCCCCGAGGUGGAUUCCCCAUGUGGUCCAUAUCUCAACAUUUGCUUUUUAAAGAAAAAAAUAUAUAUAUUGUUUCUUUUUAUUGAUCAGGUCUGUAAAUGUGUACUGAAAAAAUCAGAGUUUAUUUAUAAAUAGAAUAGUUUAUUUAAAGAGGUAUUUUCCUCCUUGGUAUCAUGGUAUGCAUAAUUCUGUGUUACUGUUGUGCACAGCCUUGUUUACAGGGAGUGGUCUAAGCAUACCGUUUCCUUCACUGUAUUAGUAGACAUAACUGUUAAGUAGUUACUAAGUUGUGAUGUAGUGCUAUGUGACAACGUUCAGGUGUGUGCUUUUGGAAUGUUCUAACACUAUCUUGUUGGCACUGUUGACACCCACAGGACAGAAUAAAAGAACCUGUGCCCACUGUGCUGUGUGUGACUUGAGAGGCUCCAGGGAGCCGCAGCCUGGCUGGGCUGCUUCAGGGGCUCACUGCUGCUGGGCUCUCAGCACUCCUGUCUGACUCGCAUAGGAUUUAGUUGUGCCAAAUUCGGGUCAGACCACAAAUCAGAAGGUUAUUUUCCAACACAUGGUGAUAUUUAUAUUUGGACACUGGGCGUUUAGCUCUCUUAAAUAAGAAGUGGGACCAGUUUUGAAUAAAGUGUAGCAAAACU
Mus pahari (shrew mouse) is the source of this 2110-nucleotide messenger RNA. It is a transcript of the gene Atp6v1c1, whose product is annotated as ATPase H+ transporting V1 subunit C1. Gene Ontology annotation, molecular function: proton-transporting ATPase activity, rotational mechanism. Gene Ontology annotation, cellular component: vacuolar proton-transporting V-type ATPase, V1 domain; lysosomal membrane. The transcript has 13 exons. Gene Ontology annotation, biological process: proton transmembrane transport. The record is from RefSeq and is a predicted model, not a curated record. The coding region runs from base 222 to 1370 and encodes 382 amino acids. NCBI's taxonomy places the organism in Eukaryota, Metazoa, Chordata, Mammalia, Rodentia, Muridae.